GUUACUCCAAGUGCUCUUCCCUGCAUGCCUUUAUACAUUCAGGUUAAUUGUGAUCGGAUAUUAGACAGACAGAAGUCCUAGUCUUUACUACUGUUGAGGGGAUUCCUGGGUUUGAUUUGAGACAGUUUGAUGAGCUGGGUGCAUCAUGGACCCCCAACAGUCUGCCCUCCCACUGCAGCUGCAUGGCAACAGUUUUGCUAUGAGCUCUGGACAAGUGCCAAAACUAAGCGCGGGAUACAAUGAAGGAGGAGGAGGAGGUGGAGGCCAAGAAGCUGAACUUAAUCAGCAAAACAUGACCUCCUCUGCUCGUGUCAGUUGCAGGUUGAGCCCAGGUGAACAGUUGCAGUGCCCACUGGAGCCCCUGGUUCAUUGCCAUGCCAAGGGCAAGCUGGACAUCAAGAGCAGGAGCUGCAGUCUACUCACCAUCUGCCGCUCAGGAGUAAUUUUUCCCUGGAUGAAUCCACGGACAACUGACUCUGAACAAUCUGUCAGCGGUGGUGUGGCGGCGGGUCUGUCAAGCAGAGGCGUCAGGAGGGAGCGAACGGCCUUCACCAACAGCCAGCUGCUGGAGCUGGAGAAGGAGUUCCACUUCAGCCCUUACCUGUGUCGCCCUCGGAGGAUGGAGAUGGCCGCCGGGCUGCAGCUCACCGACCGCCAGGUCAAGAUCUGGUUUCAGAACCGCAGGAUGAGGUACAAGAAGGAACACAAAUAUGGGAAGGUGGCAGGUUCGUCCCAGUGGUCUCCCUGCACCUCCUCCCUCAGCUCAUGUGCAGACAACCUGAGGUUUCAAAGUGCAUGUGUUGUAAGAACUUCCUCCUCAGAGGUGCACUUCAUGGAUUACGCUCCUGUGCCAUCCCCUCUCUUUGGCUCUCACAGUGACGCCAGCAGUGGUCAGUGUGUUCACCCCGCAGACCUGCCCCAUCUGAGCUGCUUGCUUCCAUCUGUUGCAAAUGGUCCACCGCCCUCGUGCACGGGCGCAGAUAGUCAUCACCAUACUGGCAUUUCAAACUGGCCCUAGGGCCUCAUAAUGGCCGUCCCUCCUGUGCUCAUCAAAAUCUCAAUGAUACAUCCACUUUCACUUACUUAUGAAAGACUGGAGGAUGUCUUAUUAGCAUCCCUGGGUUGAAAAGCCCCUUAACACGCCUGUUCACCAUUCAUGAAACAUUUUAAUUAAACAGUGAUAUCAUUUGUUUCUCAGGCGCAGCGACUGAAGGCUGCAGGUCAAACUUGCUGCUCGUACUGUAAAUACACAGCAUGCACAGUUACAUGUUGUUUUGCUGUUAUCUUGUGGCUGUUGCAUUUAUAUUGUUGUUGCAUGUUUAAUGCAUGUGGGAACCAUACCAUGAGUGAGUUUUCUAUUUCCCUCUGUUGUCAGGUAAUAGCUAAGUGGUUGUCAUAUUUUCUAAGUGUCACAUCUGGCCUCUUUUUAUUAUCUACUGUACAUAGCAGGUCAUUUGUGUAAAAUGUUUUAACUGUGAAAUGAGCAGAAUAAUGUUCACAUCAAAUGAUGUUAUAUUUUUGUUAAAGCCAUUACGGGAUACGGCGAGUCUUUGAUAUGGUUCUUGAUUAAUUGAGAUGUCAUAUACUGUACAUGCUUAAUAAAUGCAUUUGGGAAAACUGUA
Messenger RNA from Epinephelus moara (kelp grouper), 1622 nucleotides. RefSeq names its product homeobox protein HOX3-like. NCBI's taxonomy places the organism in Eukaryota, Metazoa, Chordata, Actinopteri, Perciformes, Serranidae. Gene Ontology annotation, biological process: regulation of transcription by RNA polymerase II. The transcript has 2 exons. The record is from RefSeq and is a predicted model, not a curated record. Bases 146 to 1018 code for a protein of 290 amino acids. Gene Ontology annotation, cellular component: nucleus. Gene Ontology annotation, molecular function: RNA polymerase II cis-regulatory region sequence-specific DNA binding; DNA-binding transcription factor activity, RNA polymerase II-specific.